Eruca vesicaria subsp. sativa (arugula) is the source of this 1362-nucleotide messenger RNA. The record is from the annotation of a GenBank genome assembly. NCBI's taxonomy places the organism in Eukaryota, Viridiplantae, Streptophyta, Magnoliopsida, Brassicales, Brassicaceae.
AUGGGCGCUGCGGUGACGAAAUCUGAUGGUCAAGAGACAAAGCUAGAGGCAAAGAUCAUAGAAGCCGUGCAACGCAGGGCAUCGAGAGGAACCACAAUGAAAUCAUUCAACAGCAUUGUUCUCAAGUUCCCAAAGAUCGACGAGGGUCUUCGAAACUGCAAAGCUAUCUUCCAAGAGUUUGGUGAGUGCAUGCCACAGAUUUUAAAACAUUGGUUUCCUCAUUGUUUUGAUGGUUGUUUUACGUUCUUGGACACAGAUGAAGAUUCGAAUGGGUCUAUUGAUCACACGGAGCUAAAGAACUGUAUCAGGAAGCUAGAGAUCUCGUUCGAGGAAGACGAGAUCAAUGACUUGUUCGAGGCUUGUGAUAUCAACGAGGACAUGGGGAUUACAUUUACUGAAUUCAUUGUUCUUCUCUGUCUCGUCUAUCUUCUUAAGGAUGACUCAUCCACUCUUCAAAAGAAAUGGAGACUGGGAAUGCCGAAGCUGGAACCAACGUUUGAGACGCUAGUGGACACGUUCGUGUUCCUGGAUGAGAACAAGGAUGGACUCGUUAGCCGUGAGGAGAUGGUCAGAGCCAUUGAUGAAUCUGGAGAACGUUCCUCCGGGAGGAUUGCAAUGAAGAGAUUUGAGGAGAUGGACUGGGACAGGAAUGGAAUGGUGAACUUUAAAGAGUUCUUGUUCGCAUUUACGCAGUGGGUUGGAAUAGAUGAGAGCGAAGAAGAAGAUGAUGAUGAUAACAAUGACAAGGCUUGAUGUUUGUGAAUUGCAAGAAUAUGUAAUAGUGACAAACUAUGUUUUAUGUUAUAAUGCAAACAGAAUAAUUCAUUACCAACACACACAAACCAUUAUGUUUUACCUCCCCAAAAAACUUGCUUUUGAACAACAUAAGCUUAUUAGUAGUCUACACUAAACCAAAUAAAAGAAAACAGCAAAAGCAAGCCAACAUUAACAUACAAAGACAGAUAAACAAACAGAGACUGAUCUCUUCUGUCCUCUAAACUCUCACCGAGACACGAUAAAUAAGUAGAGACACAGACUCAUACACGACGGGAGUUUUUUUAUUUUAUUCCAGGGAUAAGAGACAGUACCAGUAGCCAGAGGAGAGUGGAGUAUCGGAUGGGAUGGAGACAGAACCUUCAAAAGCCUUCUUCUUCAAAGAAGAAAAGCUGUUACAGGUGCAUAUAUACCUUCUUGAAAAGGUGUGAUAGAGGCAAAGCUUUGAAAAGAUGAAAUGACUUAAAGUUCAUUAGUCCCUUGUCUUGGCUCUCUUCAUGCCGAGGCUAUUGUAAGGAGAGACAGAACCAGACAUUGGAGAUCCUUCUUCUCUAAGACUACCGUUGAGAAGGGCCAGUUCCCUGAGCU